Molecule: messenger RNA, 4477 nt
Organism: Halichondria panicea
Lineage: Eukaryota; Metazoa; Porifera; Demospongiae; Suberitida; Halichondriidae
Product: sushi, von Willebrand factor type A, EGF and pentraxin domain-containing protein 1-like
Exons: 14
Coding region: 2008-4293 (761 amino acids)
Source: RefSeq, a predicted model, not a curated record
UUUAGUGUCAUAUAAGAACUGGAUAUAUCGAUGUUGUUUGCUUAUUUUCGGGAAAAUUAAUUAGAAUGUGGGUGCGUCAGUUCCUUCAUAAUUGGGACGAGCCCUGAGGCGAGACCCAUAGUUUCGAGUACUGUAGAGAAAAGCUCGGCGACCGGAUAUCCGUCUGAAUGUCUGUCUGUCUGUGUGUGUGCGUGUGUGUGUCUGUCGCUUAAGUUUUUUAGCAUGACAACGAUCGCUCCAUUUGCACGCUUUUUAGCAUGACGAUCGCUCCAAGACAUUAAUUUUUUAAUAUUUCUACUUGAACUCGAAACUGAUACAGCUCAACGACUACCGUAAAAAACGUUCUAAUUAUAGAACCAGUAAAAAAUUAUUAUUUUUCUAGAAACAAUGUACCCAAAAAAUGAUUUUAUAAAAUUAUGGUGGUUUAAAAAAUUAUGAAAGAGGGCGUCCUACCUGAGGCUGGUUCUAUAAUUGGAACGCUUACGGUAGUGAGGCAAUGGCGUUGGGAUAUCAAACACACCAUCUGCUGAAGCUUUUUUUAACUGUACAUUUAAAUCAUACUAUCCUAUAGCUGUUAUUACUGGUUGUGUACUAAAUUUUGGUACUGAUUUGAGGAUGGUUGUUUGUAUUGUUUGUGAAUUGCUGCCUAAACGUAUCAAAAAGCGAAAUUCCUCAGGAAACAAGAUAUUCUAAACAAUAAACAAAUCUAGAGGUGUGCGCAAAUCUAUAGUUGAACAAGUCAAUAUAAUAAUAGUACAGGUGCUAAUUUAAUUUAUGUGCAGUCUACAUAUACUUUUUUGGUACAAUUAUUUAUACUGAAUAAAAUCUAUACUAUUCAAGUUCCAAGAUCUCAAAUGAUGAAAAUGAACUACUGCAUGUACCAAGCCAGAAAAAUCUUUAUCUUUCUUCGCUGCAUUGUUGAAGGUAUUAAUUGGUGCAGUGUAUAGUCAAUAACCUAUCCAGUCUGUUUUAUAAUGGCAAUUUUUGCUCAUUUUAUGCACUUUAUGUCCAGUUUUAGGUCCUCCUAUUCCAUCCAUCUGUUUAACACCACCUACUGUUCAAAAUGGCUACGUCUCUUCAAGUAUGCUCUAUUCAGCAAUGUACAGCUGCAACAUAGGGUACCAACUGUCUGGAUCAGCCACAGCAAUUUGCGAAAUUGGAGACAUGGGUGUAUUUUACAGCUGGAUUUCAGUACCGACAUGUAUCGUGGACUGUGGCUCCCCUCCCUCUAUUUCCAAUGGGUUGCCUGUAACACCAACAAGGACAACUGUUGAAGCAGGAGCGUAGCCAGGAUUUUUUGGAAGAGGGGCAAAACUUAUCAGCCGUGCGGCGCCGAAAUUUUGACCAGAAGCCACGCCUCUUAAUUAUGACGUCAUAAUUGACUUCUCCAUUAGUUAGGUGUGGCCUGAUGUUUAUUAGAAGCUAGUUUAGCAAAGAACAAGAACUGUCUAUAGAUUUAGCUCACAGUUUAGAGACUAAAUCGUUUUGCUUGCCUACUAGCUAGCUAACUGCAGCAAGAUUCCGAAGAAAGGGAGUGCUCAGCAAGAUAAUCAGAUACAAUAACUUGAGCAGAGUACAGUUGAGCCUCGGUUAUCCGAACACCUUUGUCCCCGGGCCCAUUCGGGUAAGUGAAAUAUUCGGAUAAUCAAAAGCUGGCUUUUUGCCAGCCACGUGGGCAAUUUCCUACUGCGCAUGCUCAGAUUGCACUAUGCUCUAGCAUUCGGAUAAUCGAGGAUUCGGAUAACCGGGAUUCGGAUAACCGAGGCUCAACUGUAGUAGAGAUCCAGAAAAAGGGGGGGCAUUUGCCCCCUUUGCCACCCCCUGGCUACGCCACUGUCAGAAGGGACAGUGACCUACAACUGUGAUACUGGCUAUGUAGAUCUACUGUCAGGAUCAGCUACUGCAACAGUGACUUGUCAAGCUAGUGGAAGUUGGAGUACAAUACCAUUAACUUGCCAACGUAAUUAAGAUUCGAACUCUUGCUACUAUACUAAGCAGUCAUUUCAUAUGUGCAUGCAUGUCUCUACAUCUGUAGCUGUCCCGUGUGGCAACCCUCCGACCAUUCCCAACGGGUCCAGUACUUUCACUGGCACUACAUUUGAGGAGACAGCCACUUACAGCUGUGAAAAUGGAUACCAAUCGUCAGGAUCAUCCACAGUGACCUGUCAGGCUAGUGGAAGUUGGGGUACUGCACCAACUUGCCAACCUGUCCCGUGUGGCAACCCUCCGACCAUUCCCAAUGGGUCCAGGACUUUCACUGGCACUACAUUUGAGGAGACAGCCACUUACAGCUGUGAAAAUGGAUACCAAUUGUCAGGAUCAUCCACAGUGACCUGUCAGGCUAAUGGAAGUUGGGGUACUGCACCAACUUGCCAACCUGUCCUGUGUGGCAAUCCUCCGACCAUUCCCAAUGGGUCCAGGACUUUCACUGGCACUACAUUUGAGGAUACAGCCACUUACAGCUGUGAAAAUGGAUACCAAUCGUCAGGAUCAUCCACAGUGACCUGUCAGGCUAGUGGAAGUUGGGGUACUGCACCAACUUGCCAACCUGUCCCGUGUGGCAACCCUCCGACCAUUCCCAACGGGUCCAGGACUUUCACUGGCACUACAUUUGAGGAGACAGCCACUUACAGCUGUGAAAAUGGAUACCAAUCGUCAGGAUCAUCCACAGUGACCUGUCAGGCUAGUGGAAGUUGGGGUACUGCACCAACUUGCCAACCUGUCCCGUGUGGCAACCCUCCGACCAUUCCCAAUGGGUCCAGGACUUUCACUGGCACUACAUUUGGAGAUACGGCCACUUACAGCUGUGAGAAUGGAUACCAAUUGUCAGGAUCAUCCACAGUGACCUGUCAGGCUAGUGGAAGUUGGAGUACUGCAUCAACUUGCUCAUUACGUGUCCCCUGUGGUGACCCUCCAACCAUUCCCAAUGGGUUCAAAACUUUCACUGGUACUACAUUUGGGGAGACAGCCACCUAUACUUGUAACACUGGGUACCAACUGUUAGGAUCAUCCACAGUGACCUGUCAGGCUAGUGGAAGUUGGAGUACUGCACCAACUUGCUCACCUGUCCCAUGUGGCAACCCUCCGACCAUUCCCAAUGGGUCCAGGACUUUCACUGGCGCUACAUUUGAGGAGACAGCCACUUACAGCUGUGAAAAUGGAUACCAAUCAUCAGGAUCAUCCACAGUGACCUGUCAGGCUAGUGGAAGUUGGGGUACUGCACCAACUUGCCAACCUGUCCCGUGUGGCAAUCCUCCGACCAUUCCCAAUGGGUCCAGGACUUUCACUGGCACUACAUUUGGAGAUACGGCCACUUACAGCUGUGAGAAUGGAUACCAAUUGUUAGGAUCAUCUACAGUGACCUGUCAGGCUAGUGGAAGUUGGAGUACUGCACCAACUUGCUCACCUGUCCCGUGUGGCAACCCUCCGACCAUUCCCAACGGGUCCAGGACUUUCACUGGCACUACAUUUGAGGAGACAGCCACUUACAGCUGUGAAAAUGGAUACCAAUUGUCAGGAUCAUCCACAGUGACCUGUCAGGCUAGUGGAAGUUGGGACACUGCACCAACUUGCUCACCUGUCCCCUGUGGUAGCCCUCCGACCAUUCUCAACGGGUCCAGGACCUUCAAUGAUACUAUAAUUGGGGAGACCGCGACCUACAUCUGUGACGAUGGCUAUCAACUUUCAGGAUCAGCUAUAGUGAUGUGCCAAGCUAGCGGAAGUUGGAGUACAAGACCAAGUUGUAAUGCUCCUCAGCCUGGCUCUUGUGACAAUCCUCCAACCAUUUCCAAUGGGUCCAGGACUUUUGUUGGUACAGUAUGGGAGGAGUCGGCAUUUUACAGCUGUAACACUGGUUACCAACUGUCAGGACCAUCCACAGUUACCUGUCAAGCUAGCGGAAAUUGGAGUACUGUACCAACUUGUAAAGCAAUUUAUUCUCAACAACCUCCUUUGUCAGCUAUGGAUAACACUGCUGUAACUGUGGGCUCUGUGAUAGCUGCAAGUAUUAUCAUUUUUGUGAUGUUUGUUUUUUUAGCUGUUGUGAUAGCCACCAAGAAACAUCGAAACCAAAUUCCUAUCGCUCAGAACUCUUUUAAAGAGACAAGUAUCAGGAAUUUGAACAGUGAAGAAACAAACAUGAGCAAUUUUUCAUCCAUCCCUCUCAACAAAGGGCCAGAGGCAACUGCGGACCCAGAGUAUGACGAGGUAGGACCCCCUGUGGUGAAGAAUGGGAGCAAACAGUACAGCUUUGACGUUGGUCCUUGUCCUGCGUACGGGGGGGGCAUACUCUGAGGAAUACACGCCUCAAAUAAAAUGGAAACAAUGUACGACUAUAAACAUGCAACAAAUUGUGCUUGCAUUAAUUGUAGCUGACUGUAGAAUGUUGCUAUGUAAUUGUAUAAUUUAUUGCAUGCAUGCAUGCACAUGCUUAAUUGUACUUGUAUAUUGUUGUGUUUAGAUGGUUGACUAAACUUAA